CGAGCCGAAAUGAGCUGGAUAGGAGGAGGAGACUGGCUGUGCGCCGCAUGCCAACACCAGAAUUUCAAAAAGCGAGAGGCUUGUCAACGCUGUGGCUAUCCCAAGUACGGCGGCCCCGACGUAUCGACCUUCGUAUUCAACAAAAGCUACGGCGCCGAAGCCUUGGCCGGGGACUGGUACUGCACGGCCAUGAACUGUGGAGUUGUCAACUACGCAAGUCGAACGAAUUGCUACCGGUGUGGUGCGAUGAAAAACGAUUUUGUCGGCUAUAAUAACAUGAUGGGCGCCGACGGAACCGUCGUUCCCCCUGGAUGGAAAACGGGUGACUGGAUUUGCACCGGAUAUGGGUGUGGAGUUCACAAUUAUGCUAGCAGGAUCGAGUGCUUCAAAUGCAGGACACCAAGGGAUUUCGGUGGUGCAUAGGAGUUUAAGAAGACGAAUGGUGUGUGCAAUGGCUGUCACUAAUCUCUAAUCCUUCAAUCACC
Messenger RNA from Hibiscus syriacus, 485 nucleotides. RefSeq lists its product as uncharacterized. Bases 10 to 423 code for a protein of 137 amino acids. The record is from RefSeq and is a predicted model, not a curated record. Gene Ontology annotation, molecular function: mRNA binding. NCBI's taxonomy places the organism in Eukaryota, Viridiplantae, Streptophyta, Magnoliopsida, Malvales, Malvaceae. Gene Ontology annotation, cellular component: cytoplasm. The transcript is spliced from 3 exons.